AUGGCCCUCCACGACCCACAGUAUAUUUUUGGCGAUUUCAGCCCUGAUGAAUAGUUUUUUGUGACUCCCCGCUCUUCAGCUGAGCUCCCUCCAUACAGUGGGACUCUAUGUAGCAUACAGGCUGAAGAUGAACUGCCAGAUGUACAAGAACAUCAGAGGAUCGAGCUUGGCUUAGAUGAAGUCAUCGAACCUAGUGAGGGCCUGCCUAGAAACCCUAGCUACAGUAUUUCAAGCACCUUGAACCCCCAGGCACCUGAAUUUAUUUUUGGUUGUACGACUUCCAAAAAGACCUCUGAUGCUAUAGAAAAAGAGGAGACCUACAGCUCCAUUGACCAGUACCCGACCUCAGCGUUGGCUCUAAAAAGCAACUCUAACACAGAGGCCAAGACCUUGGAGAAUGACAGUGGUGCCAGUGGUCUUGGUCAAAGGGAGCGGAAAAAAAAGAAGAAGCGGCCCCCUGGGUACUACAGUUAUCUGAAGGAUGGUAGUGAGGACAGUGCUUCCCCAGAUGCCCUAGUCAAUGGCCAUGCCACUUCAGUGGGCACGAACAGCGAGGGUGUGGAGGAUGCUGAGUUCAUGGUGGACACGCUCCCGUCAGUCAUGCCCAGGACUUGUGAUAGCCCUCAGACUCCCAUGGACUUCAUCAGUGAUCCUAUCCCUGAUAGUCCUUUCCCCAGGACACUGGGCAGUGAUGCCAGGACUGCAGGGCUGCGUGAGGGCUGCCAUGAAACUGACUUUGAGCAGCCCUGCCUUCCUGCAGACAGCCUGCUAAGGACAGCUGGGACACAGCCCUACAUUGGCACUGAUACUACUGACAACCUCGCAGUUACUAAUGGAAAAAAGCUUGAAUCCCUGGGCGAGGACACUGCUGCCAACGGGGUAGAACUGCAUACUGACGAGGGUGUAGACCUUGACCCUGCGAAGCCUGAGAGCCAGUCACCUCCUGCCGAAAUUGCGCUCUCUGCCUCUGGCGCCAUUCCCAUUAGCCAGCCUGCAAAGUCCUGGGCUAGCCUCUUUCAUGAUUCUAAGCCCUCUUCCUCCUCACCCAUGGCAUAUGUCGAAACUAAGUGUUCCCCCCCUCUCCCAUCCCCCCUGGCCUCUGAAAAACAGAUGGAAGUCAAAGAAGGGCUUGUUCCAGUGUCAGAGGAUCCCGUAGCCAUAAAGAUUGCAGGUACAGUUAAAUGACAAGCUGAGCGGACCUGGGAGCAGUCUGUUGGGAGCCCAGUGUUAGUAGCUGACCGGUGUGGAAACAGUAGUAAAGGACUUGUAUGUGAUAACAUCCAGUAGUCCAACAGU
Molecule: messenger RNA, 1296 nt
Organism: Mastomys coucha (southern multimammate mouse)
Lineage: Eukaryota; Metazoa; Chordata; Mammalia; Rodentia; Muridae
Product: ubiquitin carboxyl-terminal hydrolase 10-like
Source: RefSeq, a predicted model, not a curated record